AUGGCCGUAUCGUGCUCACUGCUAUUCCUCAGCGCGGCCCUCCAGCCGCCUGCGCGGCGCUCGAGGCCGGUGCCCACGCACCGACCAGGAGGCUGGAGCGCGGAUCGUCAGCGUGACUACCAUGCCGCCGUCGCUCACCGCGUGCUCACUCGUGGAGGGCACGGAGGCGAUGGCCGGGCAGUAGCAGGCCUGCCUGGCAUCGAGCAGCUCGACACCGACUACGCUGGCGCUGCUGCAGCCGAUGAUCGGCGACGAGAGUGGCAGGGUAGAAUCGGACGCGACGAGCCGUCCUCCGCGGCUCCGCUCUACUCGUGCGCCGUCUGCGCGCUGACGUUUGACCGCAAGAAGCAGCUCGAGGAGCACCUGGCGGGCAAGAAGCACCGCGCGGCGGAGGCGGCGGCAGCGGGGCACUGGGCCGCCUUUCAGCGCAGCAGCUGGUCCGAGGCGUCGCUCGCGCUCGACGAGCAGCGAGCGCUCGUCACCUGCGCCUUCUCCCUCCCCGCGUUUCUCGACGGCCUCCCGUCGCGAUCGCGUGCGGACGGCUCCGGUGUCGCGCCGCACGUCUUUGCCCAGCUCGAGCGGCAGCACGGCCGCUUCGCGCGCGUCAAGGAGAUUCUCGAGAGCGGCCAGGUGUUUGCGGAGGCGGAGCAGGCGGUCCUGCGCAGCGACCCGGACGCGGUCGUCCAGCGCGGCAAGGCGGCGACACGCAGAGGCCGUUCGUGCUCGCCCUCCGUCCAGCGGGCCGUCGACGUGGCGUGCGGCCACGGCCUCGUCGGUUUGCUGCUCGCCUACCGCUUCCCCGCCCUCUCCGUGGUCGGCGUCGACCGGAGGCAGAGGCCAGCCUACACGGCGUACUUCGUGGAGGGGGAGGCGGCUGAGUUGGUGUCGGGCGAGCCGCGGGUGCGCGUCGACGGCGAGACGUUCGUCUUGUGCGUGCACGGCUGUAACGAGGUGAAUGUGGAGGCGGUGGAGAUGGCGCGGGAGUGCGGCGCGAGUUGGAUGGUGGUGCCUUGUUGCCUGAAGACCGAGCUCUACGUUCAGCUUGAGAGCAUGCGACUCACGGAUGCAAUGCAAUAUGCGUUUCUCUGCGGCUCAAUGGCCAAAGCCUACGGCGCCGAGCGCGUUGCCACGCUGGACGCGCGAAGUUACACGGUGACCCUUACAGCAGGGCUGGUCGAAUAAAGCGCAUGACACAGCCCCGCAUCGACAAAUCUUAUUGAGCGGAAAGCUAGGGGUGGGGCGGCGCGGCGAGCGCGAGGGUGCGGUUUUGCCGGCUCGGCUGGCUCUGGGAGUUAGCGCAUGUGUGCAGCGCUCUACGGCUCAGCCGAGCCAGCCGCCGUACGAGUAUGUGUCGCCGCCACCCUGCUCGCUCCCGAUUCUGUUCUCGAGCAAGCGAGCGGCGGGGCUAGCCACGCCCUUUUGCACAGCUGUCGACGUCGCUCCGGCGACCGCGGACGCCGCGGACGCCGCCCUUUCAGUUUCACCUCCGCCGAGAGAGGCGCGGACGGCUACCUCGGGCUCCGCAUAUGCGAUCUGCAUCACGCUGCCCGUGCCCCGCCCCACCACACCGACCCUGAGGUCGAGAGAGAUGUCGAGCCCCACUGUCACUGCGCCCUUUGCGAGCAGCUCGAGGAGUAGCGUGUUGAGGGUGGUGGCGGGUGCGCGCAGAACGAUCGGGAAGGCGCGGUCCGACGGGCGGCGCGAGACGGCCGCGAGUGCGAGCGGCGGGUCGAGCCGCGGCAUCGUGACGGAGCCAACCUUGGAGCCGCCGUAGACGAUGCCUAUCGAGAUUGCCUGGACCGAAGCCGAGACGUUGAACGGGUUGGAUACGCGGCAGGCCGCGGAGGCGUGGACGACUGCGUCGCCCCACGGGUUUACCAGCUUGCUCGUCACCAAGCCAGUGAGCGCCUGCGGGACGUCCAGCGACAUUGCGAUCUCGUCGAAAAAGUGCGCGCCGCCUGGGCGGCCUGGAAGCGACGUGUCGAGGCGCAGAGACGAGAGCGCGGCAUCAAACAGCGGCUCGCUGGCGGCGGUGAUGACAGCGGUCAACCCUGUCGACGCCCUGCCCGACACGUAGUCAUGGAGCACCGCGCGAAACGCAUCCGACUCCUCGUCGGGGACGGCGAGAUGCCCAGUAAGCGAGAGUGAAGUGACUCCUCUCCGCAUGCUGACGGGUCCGACCGUCGACACCUUUGCGAAGGCCGUGCCGUCGCUUGUCAGGAUGGAGAAGUCGAGCACGCCGAUGGAGAGGAGUUGGAAGGACGACGGGUUCCGGAUGCGCACCCCCAUCGACAGCGCGACGGUGGCGUUGCCUUGGUUUGGCUGAAGCUCGAACGAGUCGAUCAGAGGGUCGAGUCCCCCCGCGCCUCUGAGGUGUAGCCGUUUCACAAGCGAGAGCUGGCGGAAGUGGCCGAGCAGCGGCACAUGCACGUCCACCCAUCCAGCCACGUCGAGCUCGAGCUCCGACUCCUGCACCACCGCAGCGCUCAGGGCCUGGAGUGGACCGAGCCCGAGCGGCACAGCCAUUGGGCCGGCGAUGGUGAUUGGCACCGCACCGCCUCUGUCGAGCGAAAUCCGACCCACCUCCAGCCGGCCCACCACCCCACCACCGUGCAUGACGUCGAGGCUGGCCCCGGUUAUGCUGCAGCCGAAAGGAAGAGGAAUCAGGUCGAGAACGCCUGUCGCCUCGACGAGCAGCGAGCUUCCGUCGCCAGCCGCGAGGCUGAAGGUUUCCAGCUUCAGCACGGAAUUGCCAACGACGGUCUGCACAGCCGACCUCGCAAUCACCAGCACAAAUACGAGGGCGAUGAAAGCGAGGCACAACUGAGUCCGGCGACGAAAGCGAGGCACGGCUGGCUGCGGGUGUUGGUCGUUUGAGUCAGCAGGUCUGUUGUGGGUCCGUUUCUUCGCGAGCGGCGAGCUACAGGCGACGGCAACUGGCAGAACGUCAUGCGACUCAGCCCGCGGCAUGAUGUCGGACGCGCAUAAGGAGAGGAGUCGCUGCAAGGACAGACUGUUUUCUGUGAUCAUCGCUCGGCUGAGGCGGGCAGCGCGCGGAGCGGUUGCUGCACACGUCGAGCUCCUGCAGACCAGCCAGUCAGCGCCCAGUCCAGAGGCGGGCCUUGGUUCCU
This is a messenger RNA of Emiliania huxleyi CCMP1516, 3131 nucleotides long. RefSeq lists its product as hypothetical. The record is from RefSeq and is a predicted model, not a curated record. Lineage: Eukaryota; Haptophyta; Isochrysidales; Noelaerhabdaceae. The coding region runs from base 1 to 1182 and encodes 393 amino acids. The transcript is spliced from 5 exons.